AUCAAAAUCCAUUCAUCAUCUGUUUUACACAUCAUCAUCAUCUUCUUCUUCCUCUCGCCCCACCUCUGAAAGCGAAACCCUAUUUUUCAUUUUUUUUUCAUAAAAUCCGAAGAAAAAAAUCCCUAAAUACUGUCAGCGCUACUUCCCCAAACCCAAAAUCCGACGUAUUAACCUUUUUUUUUUUUUUUUCUUCUGAAGUCUCUUCUCGGGUUCGGGUGUGAUGGGUGCGAGCCGGAAAUUACAAGGCGAGAUAGAUCGGGUUCUUAAGAAGGUUCAAGAAGGUGUUGAUGUUUUCGACAGCAUCUGGAACAAGUGGAAUGUAUAUGAUACAGACAAUGUCAACCAAAAGGAAAAGUUUGAGGCGGACUUGAAGAAGGAAAUCAAGAAGUUGCAGCGCUACAGAGACCAGAUCAAGACUUGGAUUCAGUCUAGUGAGAUCAAAGAUAAAAAAGUCAGUGCGUCAUAUGAGCAAUCUCUGGUUGACGCUCGGAAGCUUAUUGAGAAAGAGAUGGAGAGGUUUAAAAUUUGUGAGAAAGAGACUAAGACAAAAGCCUUCUCCAAGGAAGGACUGGGUCAGCAACCUAAAACUGAUCCAAAAGAAAAAGCAAAGUCAGAGACAAGGGAUUGGUUGAACAAUGUGGUGAGUGAACUUGAGUCGCAGAUUGAUAGCUUUGAAGCUGAGUUGGAAGGACUAUCUGUCAAAAAAGGAAAGACAAGACCACCCAGAUUGACUCAUCUUGAGACAUCUAUUACAAGGCACAAGGAUCACAUAAUAAAGUUGGAACUGAUCUUGAGGCUUCUGGACAAUGAUGAAUUAAGUCCAGAACAAGUAAAUGACGUCAAAGAUUUUCUGGACGAUUAUGUGGAACGAAAUCAGGAUGAUUUUGACGAAUUCAGUGAUGUCGAUGAGCUCUAUAGCACGUUGCCACUAGAUGAGGUAGAGGGUCUUGAAGAUCUAGUUACUGCUGGCCCCCUUGUAAAGGGUACUCCUUUGAGCAUGAAGAGUUCUUUGGCAGCGACAGCAUCUCAAGUUCGGAGCAUAAGUUUGCCAACUCAUCAUCAGAGUACUUCUCAAGAUAAAACAGAGGAUACGUCUUUACCAGAUAGCAACGCUGAGACGGUUCCGAGAACCCCUCCCCCAAAGAAUGGCGCAGGCCUUCACUCAGCACCAUCAACACCUGCUGGGGGACGUCCAAGUUUGAACGUGCCUGCUAGUAAUGUUCCAAAUGCAUCAGUUCCCUUGUCAACUUCUAUUCCUGCUCAAAUUUCCACAGAAAGCAUGGGAAGUUUGUCUCCUGUGGCUGCCAAGGAAGAAGACGCAACAACCUUGCUUUCUCGUAAACCACCCUCAUCUGUUGCUGAUGCUACAUUAAGGGGCAUUGGGAGAGUUAGUAUCCCCAACCAGCCCCAACCAAGCCAGCCUCCGUCUCCAAUUCCAGCUAACGGGUCUCGCAUUAGUGCAACUUCAGCUGCUGAGGUUGCAAAGAGAAAUAUAAUGGGAGUUGAGAGCAACAUCCAACCUCUAACUUCUCCACUGAGCAAAAUGGUAUUGCCACCAACUGUGAAGGUUAAUGAGGGAACUGUCUCUGAUAGUAACCCUGGUGAUGUUGCGGCUAGUAUUGGUAGAGCUUUUUCACCAUCUAUUGUAUCUGGUUCGCAGUGGAGGCCUGGUAGUCCCUUUCAGAAUCAGAAUGAAACGGUCCGUGGGAGAACUGAAAUAGCACCCGAUCAAAGAGAGAAAUUUUUACAGAGGUUACAGCAAGUACAGCAAGGCCAUGGUAACCUCUUAGGCAUGCCUUCUCUAUCUGGAGGAAACGAGAAGCAGUUUUCUUCACAACAGCAAAAUCCUCUCUUACAGCAGAGCUCUGCCAUCUCUCCUCAUGGAAGCUUGGGAAUCGGAGUUCAGGCACCAGGUUUUAAUGUCAUGAACUCUGCCUCCUUACAGCAGCAGUCAAAUGUAAUGACUCAACAAUUGGGUCCCCAGUCUUCUGUUGCAGAUGUAGACCAUCCCAGAAAUGAUGAUCAACCGCAGCAAAACUUACCUGAUGAUUCAACUUCCAUAACAGCAUCAAAAACAAUUCCAAAUGAGGAUGAUUCUAAAGUUCUAUUUGAUACCCCGUCGGGAAUGCCCAGCUACAUGUUGUAUGAUUUUGAACAGAGGAACCCAGCAAUCACACCUUCAACAUUUCCCCAAACACAAGCACCAAUCAUAAACAACCCUGUGCUCUGGGAACGUUUAGGCAGCGACGCUUAUGGGACGGAUACUUUGUUCUUUGCGUUUUACUAUCAGCAGAACUCAUAUCAGCAAUAUCUAGCUGCAAAAGAGCUGAAGAAACAGUCGUGGAGAUACCACAGAAAGUUCAACACUUGGUUUCAGAGACAUAAAGAGCCAAAGAUUGCAACCGAUGAGUAUGAACAAGGAGCUUAUGUUUAUUUCGAUUUCCAAACCCCCAAAGAUGAGAAUCAAGAGGGAGGAUGGUGUCAGAGGAUCAAAAACGAGUUCACGUUUGAAUACAGUUAUCUUGAAGAUGAACUCGCCGUAUAGAAUAGAGAAUAUGUAUGUUAUAUACUCUUGAGCGAAGUGCUGUUUCCUGCCUCUCUAUUUGUAGUCUUCUUUGCAAUAAAUUACUACAGUAAUUACUUUUAGUUUCAAAGUUUGAAUUCUUAGUUGAUGGCUCUCAACUAAA
Messenger RNA from Camelina sativa (false flax), 2687 nucleotides. Lineage: Eukaryota; Viridiplantae; Streptophyta; Magnoliopsida; Brassicales; Brassicaceae. The record is from RefSeq and is a predicted model, not a curated record.